CUGAACCACCCUCUGCUUUCUUAGCCAAAUCACCAAAAUGUCCAGUUAGAACAAGAAGUUAGCAUCCUGCAAAAGAAGUUAACAGCUGAGUGGGAAAAAGGAAACAAUCUGAAAUGGAUCCCAAAUAUUUCAUCUUCAUCUUGUUUUGUGGACACCUGAACAAUACAUUUUUCUCACCCAUAAAAGCAAUUACAACAGAGAAGCAACCACAGUCUACUUUACUUAGCUCAUCAGCGUCCUAUGUCUUGGCUAAUUCUCAAAACCCAACAGGGAAUCCUUUGGGUCAACCAACACCAACUGCCAAAGUUUCUGCUGGACAACCAACAGCAGUUACCGCUUCUGGAAAACCAGCAGCACAAACUCCUGCUGGACAAACUCCUGCAGCACAAACACUUGCCUAUAACACCACGGGGCAAGCAACACCAAUGGCCAAUACCUCCUCCCAGCAAACAGCACAACCUGUGUUCACUUCUGGCAGACAGCUAUCAACAUUUGCCCGUACUUCUGCCAGGCACCUGCAACCACUUGUCUCUACUUCCACUCAACAACCUCCAUCUGUCGGCACUUCUACAAAACCAGUACCACCAACUAUGGAAACUCCAUUCAUAAAACCAACGCCACCAGAUGAUGAAAGGCCACCUGGGAUUACACCAGGAUUCAUCACAGGAGAUACCAGAAUCACACAAACCCCACGUAAAACUGAUUACAAUUACAUAGCUGCCAUAAUAGUUGGUGUAUUUCUGGUUUCUCUACUGGUAGCUACAAUCAUGAUUGUACUAUGCAAAUGCCUGAGAAAACCAGUUUUAAAUGAUCAAAAUUGGGCAGGCAGGUCUCCAUUUGCUGAUGGUGAAACCCCUGAUAUGUGUUUGGAUAACAUCAGAGAAAAUGAAGCACCCACAAAACGUACAUCAAUUAUUUCACUUAUGGCCUGGAGACCAAACAAAAACACACUUUUAGCGGAUGACUUAGAAAUUAAGUUGUUUGAAUCAAGCGAAAACAUUGAAGAUUCCAACAACUCCCAAACAGAGAAAAUGAAAGAUCAAGUCAAUGGCACAUCGGAGGAGAGUGCUGGUGGGUCAACAAUCGGCACUGCUGUUUCUUCUUCUGAUGAUGUAGAUCUGCCUCCACCACCUCCUCAACUCCUCGAUUUGGAAGGAGAGGAGGGAAACCAACCUGAUAAACCUGCAGUGACAAUUUUAUCACCUGUUCCCAACGAUCCCACCAGUAUCCCCCCAUCUCUGGACCGUGUCGAUCAAAUUUGUGAAGAACAUAAUUCUGAGUUCAAACAGUCAUUUCCACCUCCCCCUGACUCACCUAACUUGUCCCUACCACCGGAAGAUUUUAUGAAAACCCUGGAAGAUUCCAACAAUGAGAUCCAAUGUCAGGAGAUCUCGAUUCUUCCUAAUGCUGAUCAAGAUCUCAAUGAAUCCCUGCCACCCCCACCUGAAGAACUAUUAUAGAUAUUACCGCUUACUUUUUAGCUGACUUUCAAUCUUUUUCAAAGGGCUCUCUUUUGUUUGUCUUCAUAUGAUGAAAUAUAUUAAAUGGCAACUGGUAGCCAAUUUUUAUUUUUAUUCAGGAGCUAUCCAAAAUCUGCUCAAAGCCCAUUGGCAUGGUGAAACUUAUUUUUUUUUAAAUACAACAGUGAUUUAUUGGCUAUAGCAUCUUAACUUUAAUGUAGAGUAUAUUUUACGUAUGUGGAUGGUAUGUAUAUGUGUGAAUAACUUAACCACUUUGGAAUCUAUGUAUAUUUAGUAUCACUCAAUAGAUUUUUUUUUC
Artibeus jamaicensis (Jamaican fruit-eating bat) is the source of this 1779-nucleotide messenger RNA. It is a transcript of the gene EVI2B, whose product is annotated as ecotropic viral integration site 2B. Bases 114 to 1460 code for a protein of 448 amino acids. Lineage: Eukaryota; Metazoa; Chordata; Mammalia; Chiroptera; Phyllostomidae. The record is from RefSeq and is a predicted model, not a curated record. The transcript has 2 exons. Gene Ontology annotation, biological process: regulation of stem cell division; positive regulation of neutrophil differentiation.